Messenger RNA from Dipodomys ordii (Ord's kangaroo rat), 1551 nucleotides. It is a transcript of the gene Nmnat3, whose product is annotated as nicotinamide nucleotide adenylyltransferase 3. The transcript has 10 exons. The record is from RefSeq and is a predicted model, not a curated record. Gene Ontology annotation, molecular function: nicotinamide-nucleotide adenylyltransferase activity; nicotinate-nucleotide adenylyltransferase activity. Gene Ontology annotation, biological process: NAD+ biosynthetic process. The coding region runs from base 650 to 1492 and encodes 280 amino acids. NCBI's taxonomy places the organism in Eukaryota, Metazoa, Chordata, Mammalia, Rodentia, Heteromyidae. Gene Ontology annotation, cellular component: mitochondrion.
CCUGGCGCCGCGCGCGCCUGAGCGACAGGUGGCGGGGCCGGGCCUUCCCCUCCGCUCCCCUCCCGCCCGGCCGCGCAUUCCCGGGGCUCCCGGGCCUGCAGGCACCGCCUGUAAAAACAAGUGCCCGGGGUGUAACCUUCACCGCGCGCCAGUACCGCGGGGUUCGUCAGUCAGUCAGACUGGAUCCUGUCCCUGCCCCGGGAGGUGGAAGUGUGGGAAAGUGAACAGCAUCCGGCCAAGUGGACGGCAAGGGGCAAGAAAAACAAGAACCAGUACCUGAGCGGUCCAGAGAUCUGGUCAUCCACAGCAACCCACUUUUCAAGGAGCUGCUCUUAGAGUCGUGAUUCUACUGGCUGAGCUAUUCCUGGGCUCUCUGCAAUCUGGGCCAGGUUUUAGCUCUUCAUACCCUGGAUGGUGAUGUUCAGCUGGUCUUUCUGCCCUGUACAAGCACAAACAGUUGGCAAGUCUGCCAUGGGGACUUGUCCAGGGACAAAGGAGGCUUGGAGCUGAGCUGUGUUAUUUGGCGCUGGUGGAGGACCACAGUCAUGAUGAGAAGUCUGGUCAAGAGGUCUGUGCAAAGAAGGAUGCUUGUAGAAUCCAUUUCCAUUCUGCCCAAAGCCAUCUGUUUUAUGUCUAAUAAUAAACAGGGAUGUGUGCAGCCACAUUCUUGGGUUGGGCUUACUGCAGGGACAGAGGCAGGGUGGCCACUGCCACAGGCGUGGACGUCCCUGAGAAGAUGAAGAGCCAGAUCCCCGUGGUGCUUCUGGCCUGUGGCUCCUUCAACCCGAUCACCAACAUGCACCUGCGCUUGUUUGAAGUGGCCAGAGAUCACCUGCACCAAACAGGAAUAUACCAGGUGAUCCAGGGCAUCAUCUCACCUGUCAGUGACCACUACAGAAAGAAAGACCUGGUGGCUUCCCAUCACCGAGUGGCCAUGGCCCGGCUGGCUCUGCAGACGUCCGACUGGAUCCGCGUGGACCCCUGGGAGAGUGAGCAGGCGCAGUGGAUGGAGACGGUGAAGGUGCUGAGGCAUCAUCACCAGGAACUGCUCAGAUCUUCACCCCCGAUGGAAGCCCAGAACGCUGGCAAGGCACCAACAGCCCCUGCAGCUGUGCCUGAACUGAAACUCCUCUGUGGGGCAGACAUCUUAAAGACCUUCCAUACCCCCAACCUCUGGAAGGAUGUACACAUCCGGGAAAUUGUGGAGAAGUUUGGCCUAGUGUGUGUGAGCCGGGCGGGUCAUGACCCCAAAGAGUACAUCUUAGACUUGCCCAUCCUCCGGCAGUACCAGCACAAUAUUUACCUGGCCCAGGAGCCCGUGCAGAAUGAGAUCAGUGCCACAUACAUCCGGCGAGCGCUGAGUCAAGGACAGAGUGUGAAGUACCUGCUGCCUGACGCCGUCAUUGCCUACAUUAAACACCACCGCCUGUACACCAUGGACAGUUCCUGGAAAGACAGAAGCAGCCAGCGGAGCAAAGGAAACACAAGCUAGGACACACACACACACACACACACACACACCUCUCUCUCUCUCUGAGCCACGUCUCUACA